AUGUCGCGCCUCGCAGCGCGACGCUCGCCCGAUGCGCGAUCCCGCUGCCGCUCGCCGACGUCUCGUAGGGGGCGUCGACGGGGUUGCGGCACUGCUCAGCGUCAGACUGCCGAAAAGGCCGAAGCACAUACACGACCUAUGUUUUUGCUGCCUAGUGGAACGCUCGAGACGGUGUUUUGUGGUAGGCGAGCGUAUACUUCGCGUCCGAAACGCUUUUUUUCUUUGAAGGCUGUGGAAGCGUCCGGUCAGGAAACGGCCUCGAGUUCAAGUGCUGCGGGCGAGCGUGCACAAGCCAUGCAACCGCUUCUGGUGCGCGCGAUACGGCAUGAGCAGGUUGAACGACCGCCUAUUUGGCUCAUGCGUCAGGCUGGCCGCCACAUGAACGCAUACCGUGAACUGUGCAAGCGACAUCCGUCGUUUCGGGAACGCUCCGAGGUCGCCGCGCUGUCAACAGAGAUCUCGUUACAGCCGUAUCGUGCGUAUCACCCGGAUGCGGUGAUUAUGUUCUCGGAUAUCCUGACACCGUUGCCAGGAAUGGGCAUAACCUUUGAUAUACCGGAGCGUGGACCAGUGGUUAGUCCACCUGUGCGGAGCUACGAUGACUUGCAGCGCUUCCGUGAGAUGGAUCCAUACAAGUCGACGCCUUUUGUUCGAGAGACGCUGCAGACGCUGCGGCGUGUGGUUGAACCCGAGGUUGCAGUGCUUGGAUUUGUAGGGGCUCCUUGGACGCUGCUCACAUAUUGCAUUGAGGGCGGCUCGAGCCAGACAUAUUCGCAGAUCAAGAAAGUAGCGUUCACCGAGCCAGCUCUGCUUCAUGAGCUGCUUGCGAGAGUCACGGACAAUUUGGCGAUUUAUGCGAACUUUCAGAUCGAAUGCGGUGCUGAUGCAAUUCAGAUCUUUGACUCUUGGGCAGGGCAGUUAGCUCCAUCGGAUUUUGACGAGUUCGCGGGUCCGUAUCUGAACCGGCUCGUCAGAGAGGUGAAAGCGUCGCACCCUGAGACGCCGCUGAUUCUUUACAUUAAUCAAGGCUCACAUCUGCUGGAGCGCAUGCGGGAGACUGGAGUCGAUGUCGUCUCCGUUGACUGGACCAUCGAUAUUGGGGAGGCUCGGUCACGGCUGGGCCCGCGCGUAGCCGUCCAAGGCAACAUGGAUCCAGCAUGUUUGCUCGGGUCGCGAGAACUCAUUCAACGGCGAGCUUACGAGAUCAUUACCAAGGCUGGGAAAACAGGACAUAUCAUGAAUCUUGGCCACGGGGUGCUCCCGGAGACUCCCGAGGAGAACGUACUCGAAUUCUUUCGUCUCGUUCGUGGGUAUCGCUAUGAUGAGCACUAG
Messenger RNA from Cyanidioschyzon merolae strain 10D, 1332 nucleotides. RefSeq names its product uroporphyrinogen decarboxylase. NCBI's taxonomy places the organism in Eukaryota, Rhodophyta, Bangiophyceae, Cyanidiales, Cyanidiaceae. Gene Ontology annotation, molecular function: uroporphyrinogen decarboxylase activity. Gene Ontology annotation, biological process: porphyrin-containing compound biosynthetic process. The record is from RefSeq and is a predicted model, not a curated record. The transcript has a single exon. The coding region runs from base 1 to 1332 and encodes 443 amino acids.